AAUAUUUGUAUCAUAUGUUAAGUAUCCCUAAUAAGAUCAAUAUUUCCUCCGUAACUGAAAAUAGAUGUCGUAUUUAUUAUGAAUUUGAAUUUGGUGACGAGAAAUCUGAUCGGUGAAUCUUAUUGGCGCUGAUAUCAGUAUCUUUUCGUGGUUAUUUGACGAAAAAAGUUUUCCAACUGUCAUCUGUAUUUCUUUUAUAAGCAUCGCUUUUAGUUAUUCUAACUUAGUAUCAUAGAACUUUCGCUUUGUGUUCCCCUUAUCUCAUACAGUUUAGUAUGUUGUGGAGACUGAAGAAUGUAGCGUCAUAAAAAUGACUGUGACACUGGUGACAGUAUACUUCGCAAACGGAUUAAUUUAUGCUAAUGCGAAAAAAUGCCUCCAGCUGGAAAAUCGGUUUGCCAUAUUAGGAUUCGUCUGAGACUAGGAAUCAAGCGCUCCUUCGUUGCAUCAAGGACAACGUAACACGACACAAACAUCUAAUGGUGUGAUUCUGAUAAAAUUGGAGACAGCCGCUUUGGUUUCAACCCAUUGACGCUUCAUAGAGAGAGGAUCUUCUAUAAAGUCCACUUGAGAUUGUUGCAACGUAUUCAUAUUCAGUUUAGCUACAAAACAUAUACGUUGUCGUCACAUUUACAAAAACAAGUGGCACGAACGGCUUGCCAUAUGUUGCAACCUAUUCAGUCUAUAUAACCUAGCUACAAAGUGCAGACCCUCAAUUCUAAAUUUCCCAGAACUUUUUCCUAUUAAACACAACUCAAGAAAAUUGUCCCGAGAAUUCGAACUGAGAACUCGAAUACAAAUUUAGGAUUUCCCUGUGAUCGCCUCUCUUAAAUUACUAUAUAAACCUCAAAAUAUAUACAUCAAUUAAAUAUGGCUGAUGAUGAGGAACCAAAAGGAAAGAAAUUAAAGAACCAACAUGAAUUGGACGGAAAAAUCAUCGAAGUUAAUAUUGGAAAAUUAACAUGCUAUAAAUCAAAUGGAAAGUUCUCUAAAACACCAAAGACAAAUUGUCAAAUUUUCCGUGGUAAGUUUGAAAAUGAAACAAAAGUCUUCAUCCGACGGUUUGAUAAGGAUAGAUUACCAAAAAGUGGUGAAGAGAAAGAUAAAGAGUACAUACGAGACAUGGAACUCCUUCGUCAACCAGACAGAACGUCGCACAUGCACGAAAACUUCACUCGUUAUUUCUGCUGUGAACAGGAUGACAACUUUUACUACGUCGCAAUUGAAUGGUGCAUUUGCUCCGUGGAGGAUCUUUACGUUCGUGAUAGGAAGGGAUACGAUUGGGAAGGAAAUGAGAUUGCCACGGAUUUAAUAAAGGCAUCGCUGAAAAAAAAAGAAAUAUUACGACAAGCCACUAAAGGAGUUGCAUUUUUACAUGCGAUGGGGUUUGUCCACCGAAACUUAAAGCCCAGUAAUUUUUUGAUCGCUCAGAUUCAGCUAGAGAAAACAAAAGAUAAGAUAAGAUUCAAAUACUUGGUCAAAGUGUCGGACUUUCGAAUGAGUAAAGAUUUAGUAACGGACACUGGUCAUUCUGGGCAAAGAGGAUCGGAAGGAUGGACUUCUCCCUAUCCUUCCAAGCAUGAUGCUAAUAACGACACACAGCAUCCUACCACAUCUGAAAUCAAUAACGUUACGGAUAGAAUUAAAACACACCCUUCCGAAGAUGUGUUUAUUCUCGGCUGCUUUUUCCACUACGUUUUGACCGAUGGCAUACAUCCAUUCGACCGAUUCGACGAUACUGACCGAAAAACAAACAUCAAUAAUAAGGAUUAUGAAGUCUAUAAACCCGAAUGGACAGCACCAGAAAUUAAAACUGGUGACCAAACAGAAACUGCUAAAGAAUUGCAGCAAGCUGUCAGUCUUAUAAAGGACAUGAUUAAAUUCAAGCCAGAAGACAGACCAGCUCUCGAAACGAUUCUUGAUCGGGCUUACUUUUUACCUGAUGAUUACUACAAACUGUACGAUUUACCGGAAAUAAAACCGGGACUCUGCGUGAUCUUCAAUCAAGAAAUUUUCGAAAAGAAGGCAGACAACCGAUACGGCACCGAAGAAGACAAAAAUGCUUUAACAGACGUUUUUAAAAAAUUCGGUUUUGACGUGAAAACCCACGACAACUUAAAGGCGCAACAACUUUGCGACGAAAUCAACAAAUUGGCGGAAAGAGACGAGUUUCAGGAGUAUGCUUGUCUUGUUGUUUGCAUUCUUUCACACGGUGAUGAAGGAACAGUUUGUGGCACAGAUAAACUCAAUCCGGAGGUAUCGAUUGAGGAUGCCAAGAAACAAUUCAACAAUUUCAAUUGCCCCACCCUAAGUGGCAAGCCCAAGAUUUGGAUCAUUCAAGCCUGCCAGGGGAAUCUAGAACAAGAAGAUUUGAAAGAAAUAACACCGCCACUUAAACCGCUUGAACAAAAGAUAACUACACCUGACCCCACCAAUCAGGAGAAUUCGCCUAAUGCAGAUAGCGUCAGCCAUGGUAUUCAGCCACCGUUUCAAUGCCAACCAAUUGUUUCACAACCCCCAGAUAUUCCACAAGAUAUUCCACGACCUGCUGUGUCGGAUAUUCUUGAUAUAAGGGCCACAGUCCCUGGAUUCGUAAGUUAUCGUUACGAAGAAACAGGUAGCACGUUGAUAGAAAAUCUUUGCAAGCAACUGCGAGAGACAUUCUUUAAAGAGGACGGUGAAAAAUCGAAUCGCCAUUUAGAAGAUUUACUUAAAAUGGUUCAGAAAUCAAUUAGUGAAGAAAAAAAAUUUUUCCCGGCAACUGAAGAUGACAAGAAAAAAUUUCAAACUAUGAAAAACAUAGGCGUAAUCAUUUAUUUAAAGGAUUUAGAGCAGGUUACAGAAGAAGAUGUAAAGAAGCACAACAAAAUUGAUCGAACAUUCAAAAAAUAUUUCCAUAAGGGAACCAACAAACUUAUAUAUUUUCGUCCUUGUAAUAAGCAGACCAUCGAGUGGCGUUCUACUUUGAUGAAUUUUAUUAGGUUUGAAAAAAAAUAAUGCUAAUUUUUCCGAUUAUUUUUUUCAAUUAUACUGGCAAAAUUAAGGGAGGGAAAUGUAGUCUAUUCUAAUCUCCUAAAAUCAUUGGCUGUUCGAGAGAUAGAUAGUAUACAGAUAUAUAUAAAUACAUUUUUAUAACUAUCUAUAGUUAUAAUAAUUAUUAAUAAUUAAUACAUUUAUUUUAAAAAUGUAGGCCUAAGCUGUUUUCAAAAUGUCAAAUUAUGCCAUUGUAGUUAUCAAGUUGUAUCCUAGAUGCUAAAAAUAUUUGAAUAGUCUACCACUAGAUGGCUUUGAAAAUGAAUAUUUGGUGGCAAGAGUGGGGAAAAAAGGUCGACUUGUUUUCACUGGUGCUGACGUAAGAAGCAAUAUCAACAAUAAACGAGUGCCAAAA
Messenger RNA from Daphnia pulicaria, 3388 nucleotides. RefSeq lists its product as uncharacterized. The transcript has 7 exons. Gene Ontology annotation, molecular function: protein serine/threonine kinase activity; RNA endonuclease activity; cysteine-type endopeptidase activity. Gene Ontology annotation, biological process: IRE1-mediated unfolded protein response; protein phosphorylation; proteolysis. Gene Ontology annotation, cellular component: IRE1-TRAF2-ASK1 complex. The record is from RefSeq and is a predicted model, not a curated record. The coding region runs from base 871 to 2997 and encodes 708 amino acids. Lineage: Eukaryota; Metazoa; Arthropoda; Branchiopoda; Diplostraca; Daphniidae.